This is a messenger RNA of Knipowitschia caucasica, 477 nucleotides long. NCBI's taxonomy places the organism in Eukaryota, Metazoa, Chordata, Actinopteri, Gobiiformes, Gobiidae. The record is from the annotation of a GenBank genome assembly.
AUGUCUGUAGACCAGUGUAGUGUCAAAGUUAAAAGGCCCAAAGCUCCGACCCAGAGCUGCAGAGAAGGCCACCUGGCUCACUGCAACAGAGGAACCAGAGGUGGAACCAGAGGUGGAACCAGAGGUGGAACCAGAGGUGGAACCAGAGGUGGAACCAGAGGUGGAACCAGGGGUGGAACCAGGGGUGGAACCAGAGGUGGAACCAGGGGUGGAACCAGGGGUGGAACCAGAGGUGGAACCAGGGGUGGAACCAGGGGUGGAACCAGAGGUGGAACCAGGGGUGGAACCAGAGGUGGAACCAGGGGUGGAACCAGGGGUGGAACCAGGGGUGGAACCAGGGGUGGAACCAGGGGUGGAACCAGAGGUGGAACCAGGGGUGGAACCAGGGGUGGAACCAGGGGUGGAACCAGAGGUCGAACCAGGGGUGGAACCAGGGGUGGAACCAGGAGGAGGCUGAGGGAAACUAAAGGAGACUAA